AUGUCUUGUGCGCUCAAUGCAUGUGAUGCUCGUGGUCCCAGGCUUGACCGGCACGAACCUUCUGAUCAGCUGUCCAAACUUGCAACGGUUUUGGCGAUUAUGAACCCAAAUACGACGGAACAUCACCGAGACAUAUCAAAGACGGAAACAUCCACGACAUCGAUGGACAGGAUGAUUAUGGAUGAUCCGCUAUUCUUUGUUCUGCACUGGACCGUUCGAGUGAUUGGAUUCGGAUCUCACUGUACUGCGGCUCGUGAUGCAUCGAUUAGAGCGAAGGCGAGCAGUUAUGCAAUACCCGACGUCACAGAGGAUUGUGUUUGCAAUUGGACAACAGCUGUGCAGCGGCAGACGGCGGCAGUACAAACUGCUCUGGAAACUGAAGAAGUCGAGUUACUCGUCAUACCAGGGCGUCUGUGUCCGAUGACUCUCCGUCUCUUGGAGUACCAGGUUCUCCUAAUGUCUUUCUCAGUGUCACUGUACCUGACUUCGUCGAUUCAUCCCUUUCGCUGGAGCUAUGCCACCUCGAGCGUCUCCACUCGCUUAGGGAUACUAGAAGAUGAUAAGGUGAAGCCCAUCUUGGUUUCAGUCUCUUCACAUUCCGAGGCAACAAACUGCUAUCCGCGGAAAAGAGCAAACGUCCUCACCACUUCAUCACAUACGACACAAAACUCUUCUCACUUUGUCGCCACUGUUGUCCGGGUGAAUACACGAGAAGCUAAGGAACUGUAUCCAGGCUUGAACUCCGCCCGGGAUUCUGCCCGGUCCGCCCUCUGGAACCACACGCCUGGUGAUUUCCCAGCCUCAUGUUGCACGUUUAUUUUUAAAAGCCUAAAACUGCAUUUACCUUUCUACCGCCGACUCGUUAUCCGGAACAGAUCCUUCCAGAUACAGGGUCCCAGCAUUCCUCGUUCUUCAAUGUCCACAACGACCACUAUGGCAGCAUUGCAACACGAGGUCUCCCGAGUUCUUCUCAUUAUUGUACUUGACAGGUCACGGCGUCCCGCACGGGGAUACUCGGAGGUCACGGGAGGAAGUGAAGCCAUAACUGCGAUUGUCACCACGCCUUUGCCUAGAGGAGGGCCACAAAACCCGAUUCAUAUUUUACUCGAUCUUUCUAGUCGCUUAAGCGUCUUUAUGUUUUCUACACGGCGGGACAUCUAUGUCGCGCCCUCAAGUCAAUAA
Messenger RNA from Fomitiporia mediterranea MF3/22, 1182 nucleotides. RefSeq lists its product as uncharacterized. The transcript has 9 exons. The coding region runs from base 1 to 1182 and encodes 393 amino acids. The record is from RefSeq and is a predicted model, not a curated record. Lineage: Eukaryota; Fungi; Basidiomycota; Agaricomycetes; Hymenochaetales; Hymenochaetaceae.